Molecule: messenger RNA, 4476 nt
Organism: Zalophus californianus (California sea lion)
Lineage: Eukaryota; Metazoa; Chordata; Mammalia; Carnivora; Otariidae
Gene: FGD4
Product: FYVE, RhoGEF and PH domain containing 4
Exons: 18
Coding region: 123-2927 (934 amino acids)
Biological process (GO): cytoskeleton organization; filopodium assembly
Cellular component (GO): cytoplasm
Molecular function (GO): guanyl-nucleotide exchange factor activity; metal ion binding
Source: RefSeq, a predicted model, not a curated record
CCGAGCGUGGCACGCAGGCGACGCCCCCCGGGGUCCCGUCACCCCGAAGGAGCCGGUCGAGCGCACACUUGCUGACGAACAAGGGUGGGAGAGAGCCCGGAGCUUCGAGCGAACGCAGCGCGAUGAGCGGCGAGGGCGGCUACAACUUCAGGCGGGGGGCUAUACGGCGGAAGUCCGGUGCCUUCUACCUGCCGCUGGGGGCCCCUCGGCCCUGGAGGCCCGCGUCACAUGUGGGACGGGCCGAGACGGCCACCUUCAGGAACCAGGCCCCUGCCGACGCCCCAGAUGCACAAAUAGAGGUCCAUGGAGAUGUCGGCUUUCCCAAGAUCUUACAGCAAGUCACUGGCUGUUCUUGCUCAUCGAGUUCCAGUUCUGUGCCAAGCAGCAGUACCUGUCCAAAGAUCACUAUAGUUCCACCUUGUUUGAAAAGAAGCACGACCCCACUGGUUGAUCAGAAUGUAUCUAAUGAAGAGGCUCAGGGAAUAAAUGGAAAAACACCCACGAAACACUCAGCUGCAAGUCCAAAGCCACAAGUGCCUCCAAAGCCAUUACGUCUGCAGAAUUCACCUUCGUCCAAUAUACACCAAACCCCCAGGCAUAAAGCUUUAUCUAGUGAGAAACCAAGGAUGGAGGAAGUGAAACCUGCCUCUGCUUCUUGUGUCUCAAAAGAAAAACCCAGUAAGGUAUCAGAUCUCAUCAGUCGCUUUGAAGGAGGCAGCACAUUAUCAAAUUACAGUGAUUUGAAGAAAGACUCUGGUGUGAACCUGAAUGUUCCUAGAACCCCAGGAAGGCAUGGACUGACAACCACCCCUCAGCAAAAACUCCUCUCCUCACACCCACCACUGAAGCCGGAAAAUGACGCAGAUCCAACUCAGGGUGUACAGACUGGUGUGGCUAAUGGUGUGAUGGCAGCACCAAACCAGAUGGAAUGUGAGGAGGAUAAAGUGGCCACUCGUAGCCCAGAAACUCCAGAAACCUCUGAACCCUUGCAUGCUGUGAACUUAGUGAACGGAGAAGGAGGGGAGGAAGCGACCACAGGCCCUGCAUCCCCCACAGCAAAGGACUAUGAUGGAAAUGUUUCUGACAGUAGCUGCAGGACUGCCAGGGUCAGCCAGGUGCUCCCCCUAGAAGAAGAAAGGGCGGACACAGAAGCCAAGGUACAAGAGCGGGAAGAUGGAGAAAGCCCUCUGGAACUGGACCAGCUGGACCAGCACCAUGAGAUGAAGGAAACUAAUGAGCAAAAGCUUCACAAAAUAGCCAACGAACUUUUGCUUACAGAAAGAGCUUAUGUCAACCGACUUGACCUCUUAGAUCAGGUAUUUUACUGCAAAUUAUUAGAAGAAGCAAAUCGAGGCUCAUUUCCAGCAGAGAUGGUGAAUAAAAUCUUUUCUAAUAUUUCAUCAAUAAAUGCCUUCCAUAGUAAAUUCCUAUUGCCAGAGCUGGAAAAACGAAUGCAAGAAUGGGAAACAACCCCUAGAAUUGGUGACAUCCUUCAGAAAUUGGCACCGUUCCUUAAGAUGUAUGGAGAAUAUGUGAAGGGAUUUGAUAACGCAAUGGAAUUGGUUAAAAACAUGACCGAGCGUAUUCCCCAGUUCAAAUCAGUAGUUGAAGAAAUUCAGAAACAGAAGAUCUGUGGGAGCUUGACUUUGCAGCAUCACAUGCUAGAACCUGUUCAGCGGAUUCCCCGGUAUGAGAUGCUCCUGAAGGACUACCUAAGGAAAUUGCCCUCUGAUUCUCCCGACUGGAAUGAUGCUAAAAAAUCACUUGAAAUUAUAUCUACAGCAGCAAGCCAUUCUAAUAGUGCAAUAAGAAAAAUGGAGAACCUAAAGAAACUCUUAGAGAUUUAUGAGAUGUUGGGAGAGGAAGAAGACAUUGUAAAUCCUUCAAAUGAACUAAUAAAAGAGGGACAGAUCCUCAAACUAGCAGCUCGGAACACAUCAGCACAAGAACGCUACCUUUUCUUAUUCAACAACAUGUUGCUGUACUGUGUACCAAGAUUCAGCUUGGUGGGCUCUAAAUUCACAGUUCGAACCAGGGUUGGCAUCGAUGGAAUGAAAAUUGUGGAGACUCACAAUGAAGAAUAUCCACACACUUUCCAGGUAUCUGGGAAAGAGAGAACAUUGGAACUGCAAGCCAGUUCUGAGCAAGACAAAGAAGAAUGGAUCAAGGCUCUUCAAGAGACCAUUGAUGCUUUCCAUCAGAGGCAUGAAACCUUCAGAAAUGCAAUUGCAAAGGACAAUGACAUGCACUCAGAGGUUUCUACUGCUGAGCUGGGGAAAAGAGCUCCAAGAUGGAUCCGAGAUAAUGAAGUAACGAUGUGUAUGAAAUGCAAAGAAUCUUUCAAUGCACUGACAAGAAGAAGGCAUCAUUGUCGAGCAUGUGGACAUGUGGUUUGUUGGAAGUGUUCUGAUUACAAAGCUCAACUUGAGUACGAUGGUGGAAAAUUAAACAAAGUUUGUAAAGACUGUUAUCAAAUAAUAAGUGGAUUCACAGACAGUGAAGAAAAAAAAAGAAAAGGAAUUUUAGAGAUUGAAUCAGCAGAAGUAUCUGGAAACAGCAUAGUGUGCAGCUUUCUUCAGUAUAUGGAAAAGUCAAAACCUUGGCAGAAAGCUUGGUGUGUGAUCCCCAAACAAGACCCUCUUGUGCUGUACAUGUACGGUGCCCCCCAGGACGUCCGAGCCCAGGCCACCAUUCCACUCCUCGGCUAUGUUGUGGACGAUCUGCCAAAGAGUGCAGACCUGCCCCACAGUUUCAAACUGACCCAGUCCAAGUCUGUGCACAGCUUUGCUGCAGACAGUGAGGAACUGAAACAGAAGUGGCUGAAAAUCAUCUUUUUAGCUGUCAUAGGUGAGACACCAGACGGUCCCAACAAACAUCCAACCACCUUGGAUGAUCAUCCUGAACCUAGGAAAAAAUCAGAAUGCUGAACUCCAGGACCAUCCAUGAUGUGGAGGUCUCAAGAUUUACAGCUCAAGACAUUCCCAGCCCUCCUUAUUCAUCUCUUAGCACUUUAUGUUGAAAAAUAUAGGCUCAUAAACGCAUCUUUUGGGGGACUAUUUUCCUAUGUUUCUGUACUCAGUGAAACUGAUGUGCAGAGCCAUUCUACCGAUAAAAGUUUGAAAUAAUGUGAAAAUGGAGCAUUUUUUAAUGAGCUAUUCCUUGCAUAUGUACUUUUGUCUUGAAGAAAAUGUUAUCAGUGGAUUCUAUCACUAUCAGGUUAGAAUAGGCCACUUCCAUCUAAGGCCCUUCCAUGUCUUCUCCCUCACAGGUAGGACUUGUAACAGUUUGAAAGAUAUACCUCCAUUUUGCCAAAAUAGAUCCAUGGUAAAAAAAAAAACAGGGACAGUUUAGGUUAUUGUAUUAACUUAUUUAAUUUAGUUUAUAAAGCUCAAGCUGCAUAAAUAAUGUAUGUUCUUUUAAAACAGAAAGAACAAAUUGUUGGUGUUCAAACUUUCAACUUAUUAAGAAAAAAUAAUACUUGUUUUUGUAGAAAUAUUCCUAAGAAAAUAUCUCUAGAAUAUAGCAACUAUGUGUAUAAAGUAUUAAAUAUGAAUAUAAUUAUAUUAUACAUGCUUUUCUCUUCAGCUUUAGGUUCAUAUUUGUCUCUAAUUUAUUUUUUAAAUAUAAAGCAUGUUUUAUCUUGGAAUUGAACAAUGUUCUAAACUUCAUAAAUGUUUUUGGUGAUUUAUGUUUAACUGAUUGACAUCUAAAGGUAUUGAUAUUUUUAUAAUAAGAAAAAGCAGUAAUUUAUGUGGCAUGGGAUAUAUUAGUUCCAACUGUUUUUAAAGUACUAUUUUUUUGUUCUGUGCCUAUUUAAAACAGUGCCUCUCUUUGAAGGUGCUAAUAAUACCUAUUUAAAUUUAUAAUGAGGGUUUAAUUAAUGCUUCAGUCUUGAUUAUUUUGAGAUAAUACACUUUGGCCACUAGGAUGGUCGAAGUCACACAGGUUAUUUUACCUUUCACAGUCCUGCAAUUGUUGCAGCAGUUAAUAUCAGCAUGUGCAAAAAUGUUCACAGAAACCUAAACUGUACAAGAUACCUGACUUUAUACAGAACUGGGACAUAUGGAAACUACAUUUUAUUGUAAUGUUUUUCUUUUCUAUAAGACUGUUCAUGGUUAAAUGAGGACUACGUAAUUAACACUUAAGAUAACUGUGUGGGCCUAUUCCUUUGUCAGAGGGGAAAUGAAAUUCAUAUGUGAUAACCUGUGUUUGAGGGGCAGAUAGAUAUAUAUUAGAGGAAGUUUAUGUUCAACUCUUUAAACCACCUCAGUGAAGAAGAGGAGGGGAAAACAAUAAUGAAAAGCAAUAUUUUAAUGGCAGGUUUGGGAGGUACAAGAUGUUUGAAGAGAGUCUGAGCAUUUUUCCCCCUGUCGUCUGGGGAAUUUUAAAUAGUCAAAACAUGAUUUCUUUUCACAAAGGCUGCUCUUCAUUAUAUUGUGGUUGUGAUUAAAAUCUCACGUUAAGUUGUCUAUUUAA